GAUCAUUAGUACGCCACGCCCGCUUAGUCCACAACAUCUCGCGUUCAAAUCGAACAGAUAACUUGUUUAUCGCAACUUAAAAACUAUUCUUAAGUGUGGCUCUAAUUACACAUUAAGAUAAGUCGGCGAUCAGUAGUGGCUAGGCCGUAGUGGGAGGUGGACGUCUGUACUGUGUAGAGGAUUGUGUGACAUGAAGUGCUUGUUGAUCGGCGUUGUUUUGUGCUUGGCGUCUCUGAGUGACCAGAGCGCCUUAAAAUGCGUACCCGGCACAAAAGGAGCUCCUUGUCCAGAAGUCACAGAACAACGGAUAGGAACUAAUACGGAGGAGGAGAAUUUACCAGAUGGUAAGAACUGCGCUACUGGCACGCAUUGGAAGAACCAGUGCAACGAUUGCUCGUGCAAUGACGGCAACCCAGCGUGCACAGACAAAGCCUGCCCUGGUCAGGAGAAUGAGCUGGACUCGAGGUGCGCUCCUGGCUCGGUUUGGAGGGACGACUGCAACACCUGUUGGUGCGUCGACGGCCAUGCGCAGUGCACUAGAAUAGGGUGCACUAGUAUGAUUAUAACUGAUUUCAACCCAGACCGGAACGAUGAAGGAAAAAACAAAACGGACUCAAACAAGGACAACAAAACUGACCAGAAAAUAUUUUUCCACGAUAGCGAUAACAAUUUAGAUGCUGUAAUUAAAAAAGAAGAGACAAGACAUAAUUUAGUGAAACGAGAUAACUACGAGUCGAUUUGUAAACCAAAAUCAUCGUUUAAAAUUGAUUGUAACUUCUGUAAUUGCGAUGAUGAAGGACUGAGCUACACUUGCACGGACAACGAAUGUGUGGAGGAAGACAGUAUAAAUAAAGAUGUUGAGGUUUUCAUGGAACCAGAGGGAGAUGUAGACCACGUGGAACGGCAUUCCGUCUGCAAAGCCUCCAGCACCUUCUACAUCACCUGUAACAGCUGUCGUUGUAAUAGAGACGGUACGGACUACACCUGCACCAACAAACCGUGCCCCUUGCCGAAGGAUGUUGAGUUGUUCCAUGAGCUACGGCCUUCAAGAGUAGGUGGUUCAGAGAACGAGACGAAAGUAAUCGUGUGCCCGGCCAAGCGUAUGUUCGUGAAGGACUGCAACACGUGCUGGUGCAACGAGGAGGGAACCAGCUAUGUGUGCACGAGGAAAGUCUGUGUCGACAACAUUGAUGAUGUUGUCCAGGGUGAGAAACAACAACCAGCGAAACUGAAAUGCAAGCCAGAUGAGGUGUUCCAGCUAGACUGCAACUCCUGCCGCUGCAACUCAGACGGCACCGCUUACUCCUGCACCCGGCGAGCCUGCCCGCUCAUCCCGGUCCUCGAGAAAGACACUCACAAAACCCACCGUUCAAGAAAAGUCCGUGCCGCCCAGCAGGAAACCACGAAGAACUGCCAGCCCGGUCAGGAAUUUCGUAUGGACUGCAACAAGUGUCUCUGCGACGACGAGGGGCAGAACUACUCGUGCACCCGCAAUGACUGCACCACCCCCAACAACAACAACGGAGGCACCAAGACUAAGAGAGAGAUAUCGCGCCCGAUGAAGGCAGAGUGCGUGCCGGGCAGCCAGUUCCGGCAGCGCUGCAACACCUGCCACUGCACCGCCGACGGCGCGCACGCCACCUGCACGGUCUAUCAGUGCAAGGACGACGUGGAGGUCAUCGAGCCUGAUUCCAAGGGCAGUUUCCGUUGCAACCCCGGUGAGCAGUUCAAGCGCGGCUGCAACGACUGCACCUGCUCCGCCGAUGGCAAGGACGUGUUCUGCACGCUGCGCCUCUGCGAGCAGGACAUCACGAACAUAUUCAUGAAUGUUAUUCUGAUAUUACUAGUUGCAUGCUUCGUGGAUGCCGCAUUGGGUGAGAUGGGUACAGCCGCAGAGCCUCGUCAGCUGUGUGUACAAUCAGCUAGAGUGGCUGGCUCUUGUCACACCUGUGUGUGUGAUGAGCAGAGCAUUUUCCGCUGCAAAGACACGUCUGAAUGUACCAAUAAGACUAUAGUGGCAGGAGAAAAGGAAUGUGAACCUGAAAUGACCUAUAACCACCAGAAUCUGUAUUGCACCUGCGACGAACAUGGUCGAUGGAGAUCUGUAAACUGCAAACAAACAUUCAAACAUAUGGCUUUACAAAAUGUUUCCAAAGAGAUGGGAAAGUUUGGUGGAAUAAUACUAACACAAGAAAACUUCAAGACGGAAAUAGAAGAAGGUGAUCCCUGUGUUUCAGGCGAAGUUUAUACUGUAGAUUGUAACGUUUGUCGUUGUGGGCCGCAUAAUAGUUUAUUGUGUACUAAGCAUACCUGUGUGGGAAGGUCUAGGAGUGAUCAAAAUAGUACUCUACGAAUCAAAGAAGGUGUACCCUGCGUACCGGGUAAAUUGUAUAAAAUAGAUUGUAAUACUUGUCGUUGUGCGGCUGAUGGUAAUUUAGUGUGUACUAAAAUGGCAUGUCUUUCGCUUGCUGAUUUUUCGAAAUUCAAGAACGCAUGGAAACGGAAAGGGAUAAAACAACUGUUAGGAAAAAUACAUAAGGCUAAUGAACAGAUAAAAAAUACAAAAAAUAACAAAUCUUUAAGAAAAGGCGAUACAGCAGGAAUAAUAAAAACAAAAUGCACACCAGGGAGUAUGUACAAGAAUCAAUGUGAGAAAUGUUUUUGUACGGCCGAAAAUAAAUUAAUAUGUAUUGAAGGAGAAUGUGACAAAAAUAAUUUUCUCAGAAGUCAUAUAAAAAAUGAAGAAAUAGAGCAAUUACAAAAGUAUAAAGCAGCACGUCGGCGAGUGCCUCACAUUGGUGCAGAAUGUGAGCCGGGGAAAUUGUAUAAGGUCGAUUGCAAUGUUUGUUGGUGCUCAGCAAAAAGAGAACUGUCGGUUUGUUCCCGGAAAUAUUGCUACGUGUCAGCUCUAGAUGAGAGUAAAAGACUAUCAGGGCGGCAUUGCCUUAAAAAUAUGAGUCGUGGCUGCGUGUUUUGCGACUGUGUCAAUAAUGUUACCAAAUGUGAUGUAAAACCGAAUUGUCCAUCCCCUGUUGAGGGUAAUCCUUCAAUAAAUGGUAGCGCUGGUGACGAUUUCACACUGGAUACUGAAAAGAACAAAUGCAUCCCGAACAGUACAUACAGUAUUCACUGCAAUCGUUGUCACUGCCUCGAAGAUGGGAGUCUCGUCUGUACGUCCAUUGCGUGCCUGACUAAAUCUCAAGUUAAGAGAUUAGAAAAUAAAAUUAUUAAAUAUGGUUUUAAGUAAAGACCGAUUU
Aricia agestis (brown argus) is the source of this 3257-nucleotide messenger RNA. RefSeq names its product kielin/chordin-like protein. Bases 191 to 3247 code for a protein of 1018 amino acids. The transcript has 20 exons. Lineage: Eukaryota; Metazoa; Arthropoda; Insecta; Lepidoptera; Lycaenidae. Gene Ontology annotation, molecular function: peptidase inhibitor activity; protein binding. The record is from RefSeq and is a predicted model, not a curated record.